AUGGUUCGCCUUAAUAAUUCCGUUUUUAUUCUCUCAACUAUCAUUGUUGCUUUAAUAGCCAAUUCGGUUUUUGCCAUCCAAAACUCGGAAUACGCUAUCGAAUGGACAUCAGAUGGUUCUGAUUCAACUUCAACUGGUACUCUUCGUGCUGAAAAUAAUGAAACUGGUGCUGACACUACCAUAAGUGAUAGUCUAGAUAUUAGUUUGGGAGAAUAUUUAUGGACAGUUAGCGUUGACCCCGGAAAUUAUCACUUUGUAUGCGUCGUUGGAGGUGAAAUUCCUACCACUGCUAGAGCGACCACCACUGGCUCUAACAGAUCUAAUGUCAGUUCCGGUAAAGCAAGUGCCACUAAUGGUUCUGGUAAACCUUCAUCUCCUGCUUCUGCUACUACAACUAAUGCUAAACAAACUACAAGUAGUAAUAAGGCAUCUUCUUCUACUACUCCACAAACUUCUGCACCAAAUGCUGGCAGUGGAGCUCAAACACUAAAACCUAAUCUAUUAAAUUUAUGUUUGGGUCUAGGAGCAAUUGCUUCAGUAAUAAUUAAAUAUUUCUAA
Molecule: messenger RNA, 558 nt
Organism: Diversispora eburnea
Lineage: Eukaryota; Fungi; Glomeromycota; Glomeromycetes; Diversisporales; Diversisporaceae
Source: the annotation of a GenBank genome assembly